This is a messenger RNA of Suillus subalutaceus, 3120 nucleotides long. RefSeq lists its product as uncharacterized. Gene Ontology annotation, biological process: proteolysis. The transcript is spliced from 11 exons. The coding region runs from base 1 to 3120 and encodes 1039 amino acids. The record is from RefSeq and is a predicted model, not a curated record. Gene Ontology annotation, molecular function: cysteine-type peptidase activity. NCBI's taxonomy places the organism in Eukaryota, Fungi, Basidiomycota, Agaricomycetes, Boletales, Suillaceae.
AUGGUCUAUUUCCGACCUGCGCCUUCACAGCCUCGAAUGGCUGUAUCUGUUGACCUGCUCUCAUUCUACCGCGCAUUGUUUGAGCGCUCAUGUGACGCGAUUAACGCUCUCGCAUCAGCGCUCAAAAAUCACUACUCCCGGCGGGGUUACCAGAUGACUGACGCCCAGGGCGAAGUUAUACAGGACCCAUUCCGACGAGGCCUCGGCUAUGCCGUGCAAUGGUACGACAUCCUGCAAGUUGAAGUUGAGUGCCAAGUUGAGACGUUUCAAGCAUCCUCUCGAGUCUCGAAUUCACCUUUGCCCACUCAAUGCGCACCCCUUCUAGUGCAACGGUGUCCUGCUUGCUUUGCAGGUAUUCUUCAUGGUAGAUCUACAGAUGAGGGAGGUGACAUUCAUGUCGCAAUGGACGGUAAUUUCCAUCACCGUCAUCGACGUGCUGCUGGAGACUGUCCAAAGUUCUAUGACCCUACUUAUUUUCUCCCGAAAACCUUUGUUGACACGAUUGGGCGCCAUAUUGACACUCAACGUAAGCGACCAGUGAGGUCUCACGUUCCCCUUGUCCCUGAUGAAGCCGUUGACCAAUGCGAGAAUGCUUACGAGGCUGCUGACGGCAAAAAACAGAAAGCGGCAAUGGAUAGCUUCGACGACACUGGAAUCAUGGCCCUUAUCUGUCGUCACGACAUCCCUUUAUUUUUUGCCAACAUAGACUCACCUGGAGAACAGCAAAAGUAUUCGGUAGCCUUACUUCAGCACUUCUUUUCACUUCUCCCCCCCGAAGCUACUGUCGUAGCUCUUUAUGAUGUCGGCUGUGUUUUGGCACGAACACUCUCCAAGCAUGAAAUUCUUCCCAAAAGCAUCACCUCACGCCUUCGAUUUGCAACCACUGCCAUGCACGCAUAUGGGCACGAGUGGGCUUGCCAGCUCGUAUAUAACCCACGAAUAUGUGUGGGUCUUGGCUUAUCUGAUGGUGAAGGGACCGAACGCCUCUGGUCUCGCUUAGUUCGAUUGAUAGGUGUUGAGCGCACUUCUAGUCGCCAACGCCGUUUAUGGUUGAUUGAUCGGCAAGCAGUGGCUAUAGCUUCGGAGAUGCGAACUGAUCUAGGCGACUGGAUCAAACGACGCCUCAGACGGGGCAUCAAGGGGCAAGGUUCAGCAGCCCAAGACGCACUAGAUCAAUGUGAGGUCUCCAUUGAAGAAUUGCAAGCCGAGUGGUCGCAGCAAAGGCAAUCUCAGUUAUCUAUCCGUGCUCAUGCACCCGCCCGCCUCAAGAAGGAGUUGGACACAGUCUUAGCUCUCCAGGCAGAUCUGGACGCCUCAGACAAAGCAUUGCAAACCACCAGGACGAUGUUGGAGAAAGAUAUGGCUUCAGAUGAUACACUAGAGGCUCUCGAAAGUCUAGAGAGGGGACACGAUCGCCUGAUGAACAAGGUCGAGGCUCUUUACUCCUCAUUGAACGUUCAUGACAGAUUUCCUGAGCUUCAUGGCAUCAAUCUCGAAUUUGUUCGCAUCCUUCUCAUGGCACGCGAUCUCAAAAUGAACGUUCGUAAACGUGUGAUUGCGAGUUUCUUUGAGUGGGAUAAAUUAGAUCGAGCAGUCGGUGGCGCUCAGCAAGCGUUAGGUAACGUCAGCCCCGCACUAAUGACCGCUAUCAGGAAAUUUAACUCCUACUGUGAGCGGCUUGAUUCAUUGUAUGAUACAUCCUGGGGGAUUCCACUGCCCGCACCCCUUCCCACCAAACUUGCAGAACUACGUUCUGACCCAGGACUGAUGGAGGAUGUGUGGAUUACACCGUCUCAUGGAGAGGUUCCGCGGUGGUUAGACGACACAUCUACAAGAGAUGGCAUUCGUGCACUUCUCAAGCGUGAUCGGUGUCGAGAGGAGCAGGUUCGGCUAGGUGUUGAGGCCGAUAACCUGUGCCGCUUCUUCGGAAAUGAGUUGGGGGCACUUGAACUUGCCCUUCGGUCGCCAAACAGUGAACCAUUCGCAGUUCUAUUGCAACAACGGCAUGCCAAUUUUAUCUGCCUUCAAACACGAUGGUCAAAUUGCUUGGCUUCUUCGGUACGCUUUACUAAUGAAGUCAGCAAGGCAGUAGCCAUUGCGACCACCCUCUCGGGAGGCUCACCAAACAUGGCACUUCAUUGGAUUAAUGCCAGCAUGCUGGUAGUGUCUGAUUCUGAAGGUUGUGAUGAACUCCCUAUCGUCGAUCCUGACCAUUGCCCCCAAGUCGACUCUGAACAAGCAGCUCUGGCCGAUGUCCUGGAGGGUGAGAUGGGGGCAAUUGAGUUAGAUGACGAUGACUCAACAAAUUACGGGCGCGAUGCUAAUGCUGUGAUUUGCUGGAACCUUCCUGAGAAUCUCCUUGUGGAUGACUUCUGCGUCCCAUCGCAAGAGCCAGGUGUCCUCGACCCUGCUAAAAUUUUCGCGCGAAUACGACCUUCGCAUGACGGAAUCCCUCGUCUAGAGUUUGAUCCAAAAGAAAUCGGUAUACUCAGUUCUCCUACUGCAUGCCUCAAUGAUACAUGCAUUAACAACUGCGCCAUUCUCCUGUGGUGCUCUCAACUGAACACCUCCGCUGCACGGUGUGCGAUACUCUCCACUCACGAUCUUCCCCACAUUCGUUACAAUGCCCCAGACGACAACAUCUGGCGCCAUACAAUGUGGAUUCGUUAUUGGGAAAAAGACAUAUGGGUUCUUCCGAUUCAUCGUCCAUCAGGGAUUGGACACUGGGUGAUGUGCGUCAUCCAGUUGUCGACCAAAGAACUUUACCUGUUUGACAGCAUGGGCGACAGGACCCCUUGGCAAAGUGACGUCAAAGAUAUAAUGAGACUGAUUGCUCGGUUCCUUGCAGUUGCGCGUCAACACGGCCAUCAUGUUCAUAUUGAUCUUGCAGGGUGGGUGGCUCGACCACUGAAUACCAAACGUCUUCAGAAUAACGACUUCGAUUGUGGCGUGUGGGUAUUGGCUGCAAUAUUCGCUGUUAUACGUGGCAGCCGUGUUACAGGCCUACAUGAGCAGGACAUGGGCCAUCUGCGACGCUAUGUGCGGAGUAUGGUGCUUGCAUUACCAGCUCUCUCGAGUUACAGUAAUACAAGGUCUACGUAUAAGGAUUCUUCCCAGUAA